This is a messenger RNA of Musa acuminata subsp. malaccensis (wild Malaysian banana), 879 nucleotides long. The record is from RefSeq and is a predicted model, not a curated record. NCBI's taxonomy places the organism in Eukaryota, Viridiplantae, Streptophyta, Magnoliopsida, Zingiberales, Musaceae.
AAGCUCCACCAUGCCUGUGCAGACUGGGGCUUCUUCCAGUUGAUAAAUCACGGAGUUCCCGAUCAAGUGAUGGAGAAGAUGAAGGCUGAUAUAGUAGAAUUCUUUAAGCUUCCCUUGGAAGAGAAGAAGGCAUUUGCGCGGUUGCCGAACAGCUUGGAAGGUUACGGCCAAGCCUUCGUCGUGUCUGACGACCAACAGCUGGACUGGGCGGACAUGCUGACCCUCAUAACUCGACCACUGCAGUCGAGGAACAUCGAUCUCUGGCCCGCUCAACCUCUCACUUUCAGAGACUCUCUCUCUUGCUACUCCAUGGAGCUGAAGAGCGUGGCAGGAACUUUGCUGGAGGUGAUGGCGAAGAAUCUGGGGGUCGCACCGGAGGAGUUCUCUACUAUAUUUCAGGACCAAACGCAGGCAGUGAGGAUCAACUAUUAUCCCCCAUGUCCAAGAGCUGACGAGGUGUUGGGCCUCUCGCCACACACGGACGGCAGCGGCUUGACGUUGCUCCUACAGGUGAACGACGUUGAAGGACUCCAAAUCAGGAAGGGAGGGAAUUGGUUCCCGGUGAAGCAACUCCCCGGCGCUCUCAUCGCUAACAUCGGUGAUAUCAUCGAGAUAUUGAGCAACGGUGUGUACAAAAGCAUCGAGCAUCGAACGAUAAUAAACGCCAAGGAGAAGCGCCUCUCGAUCGCUACCUUUCAUGGGCCAAUAGAAUAUUCGGUGAUUGGUCCUCUUGCAGAGAUUGUGAAGGGGUGCAAGCCGAAGUACGUGUCGAUGAGCUUUGGAAAAUUCAUGAAAGCUUACUUCUCCGCUGAACUGAAAGGGAAGAGGUUUAUGAAAAACCUCAAGCUAUAGAAGCCUCUAAUGGUAGAAACUUUAUGG